This is a messenger RNA of Colletotrichum chrysophilum, 3087 nucleotides long. RefSeq lists its product as uncharacterized. Gene Ontology annotation, biological process: proteasome-mediated ubiquitin-dependent protein catabolic process. Bases 1 to 3087 code for a protein of 1028 amino acids. The record is from RefSeq and is a predicted model, not a curated record. Lineage: Eukaryota; Fungi; Ascomycota; Sordariomycetes; Glomerellales; Glomerellaceae. Gene Ontology annotation, molecular function: protein binding. Gene Ontology annotation, cellular component: GID complex. The transcript has 3 exons.
AUGGCCCGGUCCUCGAGUCCUCCGAUUCUUUCCCAGAUCCUCAGCGCGAGGAGCUAUAUCGAACAGACAAGUGCGCUGCGGGCCCUCAAGAAUGACAUUGUUGGCCAUGCGCAAAAGAAGGAGCAGUGGGCUCGGCGCGGCGUGUUGGAACCCAUCGUCAAGAUACUCAAUGCUGCCCGGUCACCAGCCAAGGUGAAUGGCAAGGACGGUGCCCCCCAUGCCAGCCCGCGAUCGAUAAGUGAGGAGGAGACCGUAAGGUUCCAGGCUCUCCAGCUUCUGGCAAGCUUCGCCAAUGGAGGAACUGCGUUUGUCGAGCCAAUCCUGGCUGCCGGUGCCCUACCUGCUUUGCUAGCGAACGUCUGCCCGAUUUCGAAUGCUCCCUUGCUCGUUACCACGGCCCUCCGCGCGCUGCUCAACAUCGUCGAGUCUUCUGCACUUGCAACGCCCGACUCGCCAGUGGAUACACAGGCCUUGGCCGAGGCCGUCUUUGCGCCCGAACACAUCGAGUCUUUGAAUGCGAUAUUGUCAGGCGCGUCUAACACCGCGGCACAACAGACCCAGAUCGCGUUGGUAGCGAACAUAAUCAGUAAACUUUGUCGAGAGGAGAGGCAUCAGCUUGCCCUGGCGAAUUCUGAUGUUCUCGACUCACUCGCAACAAGACUGGCGAGUAUCGCUGUUGGCCAAGGGCAUGUUAUUCCAUACGCUGAAGUAUUCGGGCGAGUGGAUCACACGUCUGAUUUCUUCCCCGAACCGGAACCUUCGACUUCUAAUUUGGUACCUAUCUUGGAGGCUUUAGCUACCAUCAUUUCGGACUCACGCUUCAGGGCUUGUAUGCUUUUGUGCUCUCCGGCCAUUAUGGCUAUUUUCCCGUCUCUGAAAUUCACACCGUCCAAGGAGAUUCGAGCUCCUUGGAACUCGCUCGAAAUCGGCGGCCUCGGGUAUGCGCGCCAGCAAAGUCUUAGUGCUAUGGAUUAUCUCCUUCCUGCUAUUCCAAUACUCCAGGGGCGACUCUCUGGCUCUCAGCAGUCACGUUUUCCCUCUCUGGGAGUUUCCGAUGCCCGAGAGCGCGCCCGCUCUGCGGCGAGCAAGUACAGUUCAACUGCGUCAGUUUGGGAGGCUUCACGGUUUGAGCUGUUUGGCAACGAAGGUGAACCCGAGGAGGAUCAGGAGACUCCACUCAUCCCAUGGCUCAUUCUCUUGGUCAGGACACGUCAGAACGUGGAACGAUUGAUGGCCGCCAACCUUCUGACAACGCUCUUCAGAUCCGGUUUUGGCAGCAAGCAUCUAAGAGAAACCAGUCUCGGCCUCCUCGUGGUCCCUGUGCUUAUGGACAUGCUAGAUCAACUUCAGGCAUCGCCACCAGUGGUUAUGUCUCCUUUGGUUGACGCGGACACGGCUAUGAAAUGGACGAUCCUGGAGCGGACACCGGCGAUACUGGCUCGCAUGAUCACGGAUAGCGAACACCUCCAGAAAGCGGCCUAUGAUUGCGGCGCUGUCAAGUCCUUCAGCAAGCUUCUGAAAGAUGCGUAUGAGCCGAUUCCACCGUCAGCGUACGCUAAGUUAUGGUCACCCCAGGCGGACACGGGCAUGGACUUGGAAAGUACCUAUCCGACGUGUGCCCUAGGGCCAGAAGGACAACCUCCGCUCCUGGCGCACAAAGUAAGAAUGCGUGAAAGCGCACUCAAGGCGAUUGGAGCACUUGCGGCGGGCAAGGACGAGUAUCGCAAAGCCUUUGUUGAACAGGACGUCGUAGCCCAUAUUGUUCAGUCGCUUUCGCCGACACCUGGAAAGCCCUCAAAUCCAAAGGAUCGUUCGAAGAAUAGCGAGCCAGAUGGACUUGUACCCGACGCCUCUGCAUCAGAUCAUAACUCUGGAUACGGAAGCAAUCCCCUGUCUGUGCUGAUUGCUGGCUGUCAUGCAGUCAGAAUGCUGUCGCGUUCCGUGAGUAUUUUGAGGACUUCCCUGGUCGAUUACGCAGUCGCCGUCCCCCUAUACCGUUUCCUCAGGCACCCGAACGUGGACGUCCAAAUUGCUGCAACCGCUGCGAUUUGCAAUUUGGUCACCGAAGUCCUGGCCGACAAGGGCGUAAUGAAAAUAUUGUGUGAGCACGCACACUCGCUCAACGCUGCGUUACGACUCAACGCUCUAUGGGCAUUGAAGCACUUCGUCCAUGCCGUUGAUCCCGAGACCAAAAAGCAAUGUCUAGAGGAGCUUGAAUCCGGUUGGCUCGUGCAGCUCAUUUGCGAUGAUACCGAGGACGAUGCACUGUUCCUCGCGAGGUCAAAGAUGGACAAGCAGAAUGCUAUAGACGUCGGCGACGACAUGGACGGCGAUGUGGAGAUGGAUCAGCCGGAUUCAUUAUCUCGGUCUUGGUUGAGCUCCAGCAUCCCACCACAAGACGUGGAUGGGAAGCGUCCCGCUAAGUUCCGGCAAACAGAAGCCAGGCUAGCAGCCUUGCGCGAGGCUGAACUCAACCCACUCAGAAAAGCACGGAAUGACGAUCUCGCCAUCCAGGAGCAGGGACUUGAUUUCAUCAGAAACCUGAUCGGGGCGGCUGGUUCUGGCUCUAGCACAGAGUCGGCGAACGAGACCACGGAGAUGAUUGACUACCUGUUCAGCGAGCUUGGGCAGGACAGGUUCUUCGACAUACUGGCCAGAAAACUUCAGGCUAAGGUCCUCCAUCCCACGUCGAGACGCGCGGUAGGAUCUGCCGCGGGACGCGAGGCCCGAGUGCUCUACCCUCAGGCAAAGAUCAUCGAAGCAGUUGUAUUCAUUCUGGUUCAUAUGGCUGCGAGUAUCCCAAAGCAUCGGCAGCUGGUGAUCGCCCAGACAGAUCUGCUCAAACUCCUUGCGAACCAUUUUAACAGCAAGGACAAGGAAGUACGGGUGGCUCUCUGCCAUCUGAUCAGCAACCUGACAUGGCAGGAUGAUGAGAGCGAUGCGCGCGCAUGCGCGCAGAGAGCUUACGAGCUGAAGAAAUUAGGUUUCCUUACCAAACUUGAGGGCUUAGAGGACGACUGUGAACUAGACGUGAGGGAAAGGGCUAAGAGCGCUGUUUGGCAAAUGAAGCAGGUCAGCAGUUAUUAG